CAGCUCUCAACUUUUCUUCACAAUCCAUUCCAGAGACAUAUAAAGUCUACCUUUGUGGUCGUUGUACAGGUCAUUCCUGUCCCAUUCUGUCUCUUAUCCCCAAUCCUCAUCUUCCCUUUUCUCUUCUCCUGUAACCACCCAAGGUUUCAUUUUCAUUCAACCCUUGCUAGAAUCCGAGAUCUGUGAUCCGAAUUCUUUUCAACACCUUCAAAAUGUAUUCCACCGUCUCGGGCUCCAUCCUUCUCUCUGUGCUGGCCACAUCCGCCCUUGCAGCUGUCCACUCGGUGCAGGUCGGCCCUGGAUUGAGCUACACUCCAGACACCGUGACUGCCGAUGAGGGCGAUUGGGUCGAAUUCACUUUUGGAGCCGGACACGAUGUCGUUCAAUCGUCGUUCGACGGCCCCUGUGUGCCUCUAGCUUCUGGCCUCGGUGUCUAUUCCGGUUUCCCCAGUGGUGGUGAGGUCUGGCGAUUCCAGGUCAACGACACCAAUCCCAUCUGGUUGUACUGCUCCGUGCCUGGCCAUUGCCAAGGUGGCAUGUCCAUGGUUGUCAACCCCCCAUCGGCCAACGCCAGCCGCACUUUGGAUGCUUAUCAAUCGGCCUCUGCGGAUGCCAAUUCCGAGGCGCCCGACACUCCUCAGGGUGGUGUCUUUGGUGCUGCGUCGGAUGAUGACUCGACUUCCUCGGAUUCCUCCAGCUCGGCCACCGCCUCUGCCUCCGCCUCUGCCUCUGCCUCCGCCUCCGCCGCCAGCUCGGCCGCCAGCUCGGCCGCCAGCUCGGCCGCCAGCUCGGCCACCACCUCCGCUUCGUCAACAGCUUCUGAAACUGCUACCGGCACGUCUGCUGGAUCAAGCGAGACUGGAAAUGUCGCCCCUGCAAACUUGGCUGCAUCGGGUAUGAUGUUUGCUGGCAUGGUCGCCGCUGGCGUUGCUGCUGUCUUGUAAAUUACCUACGCUAUAUCCGAGAGGAAGCUAGUGGGAAUGGGAUCAUAUUAUGGCACGCAUAUAUAACAGAUCGGUCUGGGGAGAAAGGAUUGGAUGCUUCUCUGGGUAGGAUAUAUACCUACCUAUUCAAUUGGAUGGAAUGCAGAAAAGUUAAAUGUUGAAUUCUAUGAAUGUGAUGUAAUGUGAUGUGAUGCGAUGAUCGAUUUGUAGCCUAGGUAGUAGUCCCUGC
Exophiala mesophila is the source of this 1173-nucleotide messenger RNA. RefSeq lists its product as uncharacterized. The record is from RefSeq and is a predicted model, not a curated record. Lineage: Eukaryota; Fungi; Ascomycota; Eurotiomycetes; Chaetothyriales; Herpotrichiellaceae. The transcript is spliced from 2 exons. Bases 213 to 944 code for a protein of 243 amino acids.